AGUCAGGGCAGAAGUGCUCGUGAAGUUGAGACAAUAUGAAGUGUUUGGUGAUCUUAGCUGUGAUUUCCGUGAUUUGUCGCGAUGUGGAGAGUGUCGCGAAGCUGCAGGAGCGAUUCUGGUGGAAGGAGUUGGAUUUUGAGUUUCCCAAUCCGGCGCUGAAGCAGAAGGCUCUCCAGAGUGGCGCCUAUCUGCCCAGGAAUGGACUUCCUGUGGGCAUCGAGCACUGGGGCAACAAACUCUUCGUCUCCGUGCCACGAUGGAAGGACGGAAUUCCCGCCACGCUCACGUACAUCGAUCUCGACAAGACGCCCUCGGGAUCGCCGGCGCUCAUUCCCUAUCCGGACUGGAAGAGCAACGCGCCCGAGGACUGUCCCAACGGCCUGAACACUGUCUACCGCAUCAAGGCGGACAUCUGUGGACGUCUCUGGGUCCUGGACACCGGAACUCUGGGCAUCGGCAACACCACGAGGAAUCCCUGUCCUUAUGCGCUCAACGUCUUCGAUCUGGGCACCAACAGGAGAAUCAGGCGCUACGUCUUCAGGCCCGAGGACACCAACGCCAACACCUUCAUAGCCAACAUCGCUGUUGACAUCGGCGCCACUUGUGAGGACACUUAUGCCUACAUGUCCGACGAACUGGGAUAUGGACUCGUUGUGUAUUCUUGGGAGAAGAACAAGUCGUGGCGCUUCGCGCACAGUUUCUUCUUCCCUGAUCCUCUGAGAGGAGACUUCAACAUCGGCGGACUGAACUUCCAGUGGGGCGAGGAGGGAAUCUUCGGCAUGGCCUUGUCGCCCUUCAAUCCUGACGGCUUCCGGACGCUCUUCUUCAGUCCUCUGGCCAGUCAUCGCGAGUUCGCGGUGUCCACGAGGAUUCUGCGCGACGAGAAGAGAGUUGAGGACUCCUUCCACGACUUCCAGUAUCUCGAGGAGCGUUCUCAUCUCGGCCACACCACUUCGCGCGUGAUGAGCGACAAGGGUCUGAUGCUGUUCAAUCUGAUCGACCAGAACGCCGUCGGGUGCUGGCACUCCUCGCUGCCCUACACGCCGCGCUAUCACGACGUCGUGGACAGAGACGACGAGGCGCUGAGCUUCCCCGCGGACGUGAAGAUUGACUUCAACAACGACGUGUGGGUGAUUUCGGACAGAAUGCCCAACUUCCUGAUCGCCGAGCUGGACUACAAAGACGUCAACUUCCGCAUCUUCCAAGCGCCUCUCCAUCGACUCACCGCCGGCACCAUUUGCGACAUCCACCAGCCAAUCCACGGCCAAAUGCACGGUCGCUACAGCAGCCUCAAUCACAUCUCCAGCCCUCACGUGAUCAGCCAGCCCGCGCCGACUGUCGAGGUUGAGAACUACACGCCGCGCGCCUACUUCUUCAACAGCCACAACGGAGUGUCGCUGCAGAUGUCCUCGCCCGUGGAAUACCAUCAGUACCACAGCUCCCCGCACGGACACCACGGCUACAAGGCCAAGUACUCACCGGCGGGAAAGCUCUGGACCCAAAGAUACUGGUGAAUGCUGUAGAAAAUCGCUAUUUAUUCAAGCUUCGGGAGAUUUAUCAGACAAUUCCAUUCUAACGAGAUUCCAUUGAAAUAUCUGUAAG
This is a messenger RNA of Phlebotomus argentipes, 1602 nucleotides long. RefSeq names its product protein yellow (gene y). Gene Ontology annotation, cellular component: extracellular region. The coding region runs from base 36 to 1514 and encodes 492 amino acids. The record is from RefSeq and is a predicted model, not a curated record. The transcript is spliced from 3 exons. NCBI's taxonomy places the organism in Eukaryota, Metazoa, Arthropoda, Insecta, Diptera, Psychodidae.